GACUCCUACUGGGGCAUCAAGCUGCCAAACGGAACUUGGAAUGGCAUGGUAGGGAUGGUGCACCGGAAUGAGGUGGAGUUCGCCCUGGGCCCCUUCACCGUGACGCCUCAAAGGGAAGGAGCGAUCGACUUCACUUUGGCGGUGCACAGCGACAACCAGGCUAUCUUCAUGGUCAGGCCGGGCCUACAGAACGAUAUCACAGGGUUCCUCAAGCCCUUCACGCUAGAGGUGUGGAUGAUGGUAUUGUUGAGUGUUGCGAUCAUCAUGGGCGCCAUGGUGGUAGUGGCUGGGGCUGAGGCGCGGAUCUUUUCCCUCACCACCAACAAUAUCCCUGCUAAGACCUUCCUCUGGAUGCUGCAGACCCUGACUCAGGAGAGCUCUGAGUGGCUGCCCAAGAAGGACGGAGGACGCCUCAUAGUGACCACGUGGCUCCUGGCCUCCUUAGUGUUCAUGACCUCCUACGCCGGGAUCCUUACGGCCAUGUUGACAGUGCCUCGGGUCACCAUUCCUAUAGACUCCCUGAAUGACCUGGUAUCCCAGACUGACCUGCCCUGGCGACUCGAAUCUGGGUCUAUGAUGCUACCUUACCUGGGGGACUCAGAGGACAAGGUGAGACAGAAAGCGUUCAAAGAGAUGUCUGGGACCAUCCCGGACUGCUGGUCGGCACGUCAAGGUAUCGCCAGUGGGGCCUUCGCUGCCAUCUGUGAUGAGACUACCAUGAAGAAGGUCAUGUCCUGGGACUUCAGCACCAGCGGUCAGUGUCACCUGUACAUCGGCCGGGAGCGUGUCUACUCCAACACCAUGAUGGCUCUCGCCUUCCAGAUCAAGUCUUCUUACCUCGAGAAGGCAAAUGUUAUUAUUCAAAGGUUACGUGAGACAGGGAUUAUGGCCAAGUGGCUGGCUACUGAGAUCACCAACACCACCCAGUGCCUCCGUCCGCCCACCUCCGACCGCAGACACGGAGGGGUACAGCCCCUCAACUUAGAGUCCUUCCUCGGACCUGUCCUCAUCGUGUUAACAGGAUUGUCGGUUAGUAUGGUGGUCUUCCUGGGUGAACACCUCGUACACCGCCGCUCCGCCACAACAGGAUGCGACAACUGAAUCUCUGUCCACCUUCUGCUGUACAAGUUUCCUCGAGAGUCAGUGUCAAAUGGAUUAAUGGAUUGUAACUUAUAGCUUGAAAUUAUUAUUACAUUUUCGCCCCCUAGGCCCCGAUGUGGGUCAGUGACCCGUGCCCUGGUGGGCUAAUCCCCGUAAAUAAAAGAAUGUUUUAAGUUUACUGUCCUCUCUUGUCUUGUCUAUGAGCGUAAUUAUUUUUGUUUUGUUUAAUAUUACCAGUAAACACACACACACACACACACCGCUACUUCAUCUGCAAAUUUGGCGAAAAGUUUCUGCACUAUCCUCGACACCGGUUCCUACUUCCACCAGAGUUCCUUCGUCCGCGAAUUGUUGUUCAACACCACAACCGUAUUUAGCCCAUACGAGCACGCACUGAUCUCAAUAAGAACAGCCCAGUCCCAACCAUUGUAAAAAUUAUCAACAACUCAUAAUCAACCAGCGCGUUCACUCCUAACCAAUCUUACCUAUUUGCACUGUUACUAUGUUGAAAUGCCCUGUAGUUUAACUUUCUCCCCACCUUGUUAUUAUAUAUAAUUUUU
Messenger RNA from Homarus americanus (American lobster), 1661 nucleotides. RefSeq names its product glutamate receptor-like. Gene Ontology annotation, cellular component: membrane. Lineage: Eukaryota; Metazoa; Arthropoda; Malacostraca; Decapoda; Nephropidae. Gene Ontology annotation, molecular function: ligand-gated monoatomic ion channel activity. The transcript is spliced from 8 exons. The coding region runs from base 46 to 1101 and encodes 351 amino acids. The record is from RefSeq and is a predicted model, not a curated record.